AUGGAUGGUCCUUGUGAGGGUGAGUCCGAAGGGGGAGAAGAGAAAUCAGAAGGGAAGUUCAAUAGUGAUGGACCAAAUGAAGGCAACAGUGAUGGUGAUCUCGAGGUUGUCUUGGAAGGGAUUGCAGAGGCCACCAAAGAUGGGUUUGCAGAGGGCGAGCUGGAUGGGAGUCCUGAGGGCAAGCUAGAAACAGCAGGGGGUACUGAGGACACUGCUGCAGGAGAGCCAGAAGGAAUUGUUGAAGGCGCGCUAGAAACAGAAGGGGGUACCGAGGACACUGCUGCAGGAGAGCCAGAAGGAGUUCUUGAAGGCAAGCUAGAAAAAGAGGAGGGUGCUAAGGACCCCGCUGCUGGAGAACCAGAAGGAGUUCUUGAAGCCGAACUAUCAACAGAAGGGGGUGCUGAAGGCCCUGCUGUUGAAGGCGAACUAUCAACAGAAGGGAGUGCUGAAGACCCUGCUGUAGGAAAACCAGAGGGAGUUCUUGAAGGCGAACUAUCAACAGAAGGGAGUGCUGAAGGAGAACCAAAGGGAGUUAUUGAAGGCACGCUAGAAGCAGAUGGCGUCACAGACAACAGAACAGAGGGUGAUGUAGAUGGAGUCUUUGAUGGUGAAUUUGUAGGGGGCAUUGAUGGUUCAACUAAAGGCACUGCUGAAGCUUUAAGAAAUGGUGAUCUGGUUGGACUUGACGUUGGCGCACUAUUAGGAUGCAUUGAUGGCACUUGUGAUGGCAACCAAGAAGGGUCCAUGGAGGGCAAGUUGGGUCCAUGGAGGGCAAGUUGGAUGGACUUGAUGAUGGCACCUCAGAGUUUGAUGGUGCAAAAGAAGGUGAAUUGGAAGGUGCUGCAGAGCUAG
Messenger RNA from Seminavis robusta, 852 nucleotides. The record is from the annotation of a GenBank genome assembly. Lineage: Eukaryota; Bacillariophyta; Bacillariophyceae; Naviculales; Naviculaceae.